GCAGUUCACUGCGUUUCCGUAGCCAGUGUGCUACCCGCUGAGCCCUGACCGGGGAAACAGCUCACGGAAACGGUAGAGCCCGACCGAAUAACGCCAGAACUGGCAACACAAAUGGCGGAUUACCACUGAUGUCGGAAAGGACUCUCUCUAUCAAUGUUCGUGACUCGGGGGCUUUUGGAGAGUGCGCUGGCAACACCCUCCGUAACAUGUGAGAUGUCCUCAGAAAGAUAUUAACUGUGCGUUAUUCGGCUAACUAGCUAGCAGCUACCCCCCCCCCCCCCCCCCACCCAGUUUAUGGUCGCGAGCUUGAUCCGCUUUCUCAACGUCUGUGAGUAAAAUGAAGAAGUUUAACAUUAGAAAGGUGCUGGACGGCUUGACAGCGGCUUCCUCCUCCUCCCCCCCUGCCCAGCCGGGGGCUCCCCGGGAGAACGACGUGGUCCAGGAGACUCUCCAGUCGGAGCAUUUCCAGCUUUGCAAGACUGUGCGUCAUGGCUUCCCAUAUCAACCGUCCUCCAUGGCUUUUGACCCCGUGCAGAAAAUCUUGGCCGUCGGGACUCAGACUGGAGCUCUGAGGCUCUUUGGCCGUGCGGGUGUCGAGUGUUACUGUCAGCAUGAGAGCGGCGCGGCUGUCAUCCAGCUGCAGUUCCUGAUCAACGAGGGGGCGCUGGUGAGUGCCUUAGCUGAUGACAGCAUCCACCUGUGGAACCUGAGGCAGAAGAUUCCUGCAAUCCUGCACUCGCUCAAGUUCAACAGGGAGAGAAUCACAUACUGCCACCUGCCCUUCCAGAGCAAAUGGCUGUACAUCGGCACAGAACGAGGAAACAUCCACAUCGUCAACGUGGAGUCCUUCACGCUCUCAGGAUACGUCAUCAUGUGGAACAAAGCCAUCGAACUAUCCACAAAGACCCACCCGGGCCCGGUGGUGCACAUCAGUGAUAACCCGAUGGAUGAAGGGAAGCUCCUGAUUGGAUACGAGUGUGGGGUCGUGGUGUUGUGGGAUUUGAAGUCCAAAAAAGCCGACUGCCGCUACACUUAUGAUGAGGCCAUCCACUCUGUAGCCUGGCACCACGAGGGCAAACAGUUUGUGUGCAGCCAUUCUGACGGCACCCUGACCACUUGGAACAUACGAGCCCAGGCCAAGUCUGCACAGAUCAUCACACCACACGGAAAGCAGCCUAAGGAUGGAAAAAAGCCAGAACCCUGCAAACCCAUCCUGAAGGUGGAGUACAAAACCACACGUGCCGGCGACCCCUUCAUGGUCCUGUCUGGGGGUCUGUCCUACGACACGGUGGGGAGGAGAGCCUGUCUGACGGUGAUGCACGGGAAGAGCACCGCCGUCCUGGAGAUGGACUACCCCAUCGUAGACUUCCUGACGCUGUGUGAGACUCCCUAUCCCAAUGACUUCCAGGAGCCGUACGCUGUGGUGGUGCUCCUGGAGAAGGAUUUAGUUCUAAUAGACCUCGGACAGAUCGGGUACCCGAUCUUUGAGAACCCGUAUCCUCUCACCAUCCACGAGUCUCCGCUCACCUGCUGCGAGUACUUUGUAGACUGUCCUGCAGAACUCAUCCCCGCACUUUACUCUGUCGGCAGCCGGCAGAAGAGACAAGGCUACAGCAAGAGGGAAGGCCCGUCAGCGGAGGAAACUGGGGGCAAGGCACUCAGAGCUACCCAGAGAUCAUCAUCACCGGACAUGCUGAUGGAUCAAUCAAAUUUUGGGACGCUUCUGCAUUGAUGCUUCAAGUGCUGUACAAGCUGAAGACGGCCAAGGUGUUUGAGAGGGCUCGCAGUAAGGAGGACAAGGCCACUACAGAAAUAGUAGAAGAAGACCCGUUUGCCAUCCAGACGU
Messenger RNA from Cottoperca gobio, 1846 nucleotides. RefSeq names its product syntaxin-binding protein 5-like. Gene Ontology annotation, biological process: exocytosis; Golgi to plasma membrane transport. Gene Ontology annotation, cellular component: SNARE complex; cytoplasm; plasma membrane. The transcript has 15 exons. Gene Ontology annotation, molecular function: syntaxin binding; myosin II binding; GTPase activator activity. Lineage: Eukaryota; Metazoa; Chordata; Actinopteri; Perciformes; Bovichtidae. The record is from RefSeq and is a predicted model, not a curated record. The coding region runs from base 338 to 1732 and encodes 464 amino acids.